Molecule: messenger RNA, 681 nt
Organism: Aureobasidium uvarum
Lineage: Eukaryota; Fungi; Ascomycota; Dothideomycetes; Dothideales; Saccotheciaceae
Source: the annotation of a GenBank genome assembly
AUGUCUCAACUAGAACCCCAGAAGAUGAUUCCAACUCCGAAAACGGAUGUGAUGAUGAGGCCGCGCUCUCCUCGACCUGUCUUCCCAAAGAAAGAGCAGCGUACAAGACUACGGGCACGCAGCCAGAUCAGGCCAAUCACAGAGCGCAGGAUUCUAAACUACUAUUGCUUUCCGAAUCUCGCAGACGAGCUCCACGAGAUUAUCGAGGAUGGCGGCUCUUUCAGCGGAUCAGACACAGACGAAGACUCAGACUACGAACUACCACCCAUGACCAUCCACCGAGAAGGAAACCAACUUCCCAAAACACGAAUCAAGUGGUACAGCGAAGGCGAGAAGUGUGCUGCCAGAGAGUUGGAGAGGUUACCUCGAGACACGGCGUUCCUGGACGAGAGAGACGAAUGGUUUGGAUUAAUGGUUAUAGACAAAGACGAGUCUGCGUCCGAGGAAGAAGAGGCUGAACUGGACUCUCCAUCCCGACAACUUAGGGAAGAGCUGUCGCAAAUGUCGCAGUCAGGGUCUCCGUAUGUGGAUGAAGAUGAUGAUAGUCAACCCGUCAUCACGCCGAUCCACGACGAGGUGAUGCUGUUCGUCACCAGAGAGGUCGCACCCACUCCUGCCGAAUUGAGCAGACUGCCGUCCNGGUCCCUCAAGGGUCCCCGAGUCAUACCAUACCGAUAUUGA